CUCGGCAUCGCUUCCGUCGAGUCCCAGAACUUCCGGUACGCCGAUAGUCCAACCGACAACGUUUGUGUUUUAGUGAUUUCUUCCGACGGCCAUGUAAUCUGUGAAGUCUCCAGUACCUAUUUUUGUAAUUCUAUGAAGAAUGUCGUCGAUGCAUGAACAAAAACCUUCAAUUAACAAUGUUUUGGAUUUGUUGGCUCAACAGUUUAUCGUGAUUUCUGGUGGUAAAACUAGAGAGGGUUAUUCUAUUAUAUCAUUUCCUGAUAGUGGAAAUUUUGUUGAUUUACCUGACGAAGGCUAUGAAAAAUUAAUAUCUUAUAUUACUUCAGUUCCGUCAUUGCAGGAAGCUGAUUUAGGUUUUGUCAUUGUUAUUGAUAGACGUAAUGACAAAUGGAGUUCAGUUCGAUGUGUUCUCUUACGUUUAGCAGAAUUCUUCCCUGGGCUUAUACACAUAGUUUACGUCAUCCGGCCAAAUGGUUUUUUACAGAAAGCUAUAUCAGAAGUGAGCAAUAAGUUCUUUAAAGAGGAAUUUAAAUUUAAAGUUGUUAUAUGCAGUGUCAUUGAGGAGUUACAUGAUUAUGUAGAGAACACUGAACUUACUGUUGAGCUUAGUGGCACUUUGCCGUAUUUUCAUCAGCACUGGAUACAACAAAGAAUGGCGUUAGAAAAUUUUUCAAAUGAAACCAACGAGGUUUCUUCAAUGCUAAAUGAAUUCACAGAACGUCUAGCAAAUGAUACAGUUGAUUUACCGGACACUAAAGAACAAUCUGCUGAUCUAUUAUGUCGUCAUGCAGUUGAAUAUGGGAGAUUGAAAAAAUGUUUUGCAGAAGCUGUUAAAAAAGGGGAAACUUUGUUGAGUGAUUUCAAACAAGAUACUGACACUUACCAUGGUACAAUACCAUCAACAGUUACUAAUGUCGCUGCAUUGGAAAGAUUAUUGGUACAAAUGGAAGAAACAGAAAAAGUGUUUGAUGAUUUUUGGGAACAGUUUUCUGGAAGAUUAAAACAAUGCCAUUCUUUGCGUGCAUUUGAAGAAAAUUUUAAUAUUGUUCAAAGUUCAUUAAAUGAAAACUUGAAAAUUCUAUCUGAAAUGACUGACGUCGGUGAUUCCGUUGAACGAGUUGAAGUAUUACUUGAAGAGUUGGCAACAUUUCAGAAGUCAAGUCAUGAAAAAAUAAAACUGAGUGAAGAUUUACUAAAUUGUGGUGAACAAUUAUUAUCUUCCAAACGGUUUAUUGUAUUGGAAAGUAUUCAACCAAAAUGUGAUGAAGUUCAACGACUUCUUCAAACAUUAAAUGAUCGUUUAGAAAGACGGUUGCAGACUCUUAAUAAAAGCUGCGAGUUACAAGCUAGAAUUCAAAAGGCUAGUGAAUGGUGUGCCAAAGGUGUUAUGAUUUUGGGUUCAGAACCAGCUGACAAAUGUAUUAGUGCUGAACAAUCACUUGCAGAACUGGAAGAGUUCAUGAGUAGUGCUCAUCACUUGAAAGUAGAGAGUCCCAGAGAAUUUUACUCCUUAUUUGAAGAUACCAUAACACCUGAAACUAAACCAAUAGUUACACAAGUCCUUCAAAGACUUGAUGAUGUUACCACCAUGUGUGACAAACGUUUGGCAAGUCUUAAACGAUACAUUAAUAAACCACGGCCUAUUCUAUCUGUUAAUCCUGAACCAGCAAUUCCUAUUAAUUUAGCUAAUAUGACCAAGAUUUCAAAUGGUGUAGAUGAAUGUGAUAAAGCUAUGCCAAAUGAAGAAAAUAAUGUGACUAAAACAAAACAUGUCCUUACUGAACUUUUGUAUACAGAACGUCAAUAUACUGCCGAGUUGGGCUCUAUACUCAGAGGAUACAAAGAUCAGAUGGAAUUUUCAGAUAUGAAAAACUUAAUACCUAUAAUCUUAAAGGGUAAAAGUGAAGUACUUUUUGGAAACCUUGAGAGUAUUCAUAGCUUUCAUAAUCAAUUUUUUUUACCGGCUCUUGAAAGUUGUUCAUCGAGCAUUGAAUCUGUUGCUGUCUGCUUUACAGAUAAUAGGGAAAAACUACUUCAACUUUAUACUUACUAUUGUGUCAAUCUGACAAGGUCUGAAGAACUAAGAGAAACAGUUGGUGAAGAUAAUCCUUUUUUCAAAGCAUGUCAAGAAAAGCUUGGACACCGUUUGCCUCUUGGUGCAUAUUUGCUUUUGCCUAUGCAAAGGAUUACCAAAUAUCAACUUUUAUUAAAGGAAUUAUUGCAUAACGAAAAAAAUCAAAAUUGUAUUACCAAGUUACAAAAAGCUUUGGAUUGUAUGUUACUUGUUCUUAAUAAUGUAAAUGACAACAUGCAUCAAAUUGGUAUAACUGGGUUUUACGGUGAUUGGAAUGAUUUGGGCGGUUUACUCUUGCAAGGGUCAUUCUCUAUGUGGGUUGAAAACAAAAAAGAUUUAUUGAAAGAAUUAAGACUUAAGCCAAUGAGGCGUCAAAUUUUUCUCUACCAGCAAGGAUUACUUUUAUGUAAAAAGGUAUCUAAAGAUAAUAAACCAAUGUAUCAUUACAAGAAAUAUUUACGGAUGUCACAGAUAGGAUUAACAGAAACUGUCAAAGGAGAUAUAUGUAAAUUUGAAGUAUGGUUAGAAGGGCGUCAGGAAGUUUACACAAUUCAAGCGUCAAAUUUGCAGCAAAAGCAACAAUGGGUGUCUGAAAUUAAACGUGUAUUACUUGAACAAUUAGCUGAAUUAAAAGGAGAGAAAAUCAAGCAGUAUAUAAGUACUUUUGGAAAACAUGUAAACUUACGUCAAACACAUUCCUUGGAUAACCAAAGUGAAACAGGAUCUAAUCGUGGUCGGCGUCCACUAAGUCAUCAUGAAACAACUGAUGAUGACUCUUCUGACUAUAGUUUGACUGAUGACGAAUCCCUUGAUGGGACAAUCAAACAAAAAAUAGCUGAUAGUUAUAUAUCAUUAGCUGAUUAUAAUGCACUUCGGCCAACAGAUGCUACAUUAAAGAGAGGUGAUAAAGUAGAUCUGUUAAAAGCUGGUUCGAGUAGUUGGUGGUAUGUCAAAGUUCAUGGUUCUAAAACUGAAGGCUGGGUCCCAUCCGCACAUUUAGAGAUCAGUGGUCGUAAAUCAUCCCACAGUUCUCAAUCUGUUUGCAGUCAUGGAUCUACGUCCACAGAAUGAGUCACCCUGUUUUUGUCUAUUCAAUAAGUAUUUAUAUGUUCUACAUAAUUGUGAUAUUAAGUAUUUAAUUUGUUUAUUAUUAUUUAAUUAGUCUAAACAGGACUACUAUUAAUUAUUAAUAUUUAAGUCCUAUUUUUAAACGUUUAUAAUUAUAAUAUACUAGUGAGUAUGUCAUUUAUUGUGGCAUUAAAAUUAUCGUGAGCUUCCUUAGAGUUAGUUCAGGAAACAUAAAAAAGCUUUAGGUAUGCAUUAUUUGUAUUACAAUUUAAGAUAUUAAGGAUUGGUAUUGCAGAUUAUUACAAUUAGAGUGUACAUGGUGUGUCCGAACUUGAUUGUAUCUUGACCUAUGGUGUAGCAUUCAUGAUUGUUAAGCCAAAACAUUUUAUAUGAUAAAUUAGACUGUCUAAUGACCAUUUUAAGAUCACGAGGUUGUAAGCUAACACCAAUAUAUCAUGCCUCAGCAAGCUCAGACACUCCAGUCAUAAUUUCAACCAGUAUUUGAGUCAAUGGAUUUGUGUUACAUUAUUCUGUGCAUUUCCAUUAAUAUUGCGCUAUAAAUUAUAUUGUUUUAACUGUUGGUUUUGAAUACCAGAAUUAGUUGUCAAGCCAAUGUGCUCAUGAUUAGGUAAUGAUAAAUCAAAUUAACAAAACUUUUGAUACAUUUGUACUAUGCACUUGAUUCAUUUUUAAUUUGUGACAAAUGUUGAUACCUCUAGCUCUUGGGCAUUAUCCUCCUGUUUUGGUUCCUCUAAAUCCUCGCGUGUUUUAUUGUAAAAUAUUUUUAAUUUAAACAUACAUAGUUUUGUUGUGUAUAUCAAUGUUUAAGAAUGUUUUUUUUAGUUUGGCAAUGUGAUAGGUAAAUUAAAAAUUGUGAUUUUUUUUUAUACAUUGUUUGGCUACUUAAAACAAUUUAUAACAAUUUUUCAUUUUUUUUUCCAUAUGUAUAAUGUUUUCAUACUGGCAAAGUGACAUGUGCUAAUGUAUAAUGUGAUAUAUGAUAAUCAAAAAUUUGAAUCACAUUUAUAGAAAUAGGUUAAGUGUUAUCUUCAAAAUGUAAUUAAAUGGUGGUGUUCUCUGUUAUUACAUUUUAGCAAUCAUUUAUAUUUAAAAUAACUAAAAAAAAAACAAGUUGACUAAAUUUAAAUAUGUUUAAAAGGUUAUUUGAUUAUUCCUCCAUGAAACACCCAUAUUAAUCCAGUGUUCAAAAGUGACUUAUUUUUGCCAUUUCAAUGUGAUCUUAAAUUAAUUUUUAUUUUGAAUUCUAGUCAUUAAUAUACAAAAAAAGUUUCUCUGUCUGUGAGUAUCAGAUGUAUUAUUGUUCAUCUAUUAUGGUUUAUAAGUUUGUAACACUUGACUAAAAUAUGAUUGAAAUUUUAUUUCACGGUUCCUAGAUUACUUUUUUUUAAUAAUUUGGCGAGAACUUAAAUGAAAAUAAAAUGCAAUUUAUUAAUAAUUGUUCAACUGUGGCUUUACGAAAAUGUUACUGGUUAAUUACUAGUCUUCUUAGUUAAUUGUUUUGACUAGUCUCCUGAUGUGGUUCUCCAUUUUGUAAUUUUGUAUUUGUAAGUCACCUUUUAAUAAUUAAUUUAUUUAUAAUUUAUUUUUCCUACACAUUUCUCACCUUAAUUUAAUAUCAUUAUUACUAUUACUUAUUACUUAUUAUUAUUAAUAUUAGUAAAUUUGUUUUAUAAUUGUAAUAUUAAGGAACUAUUUUCCAAAAAUUUGCUAUGUUGUUUGUUUUUAGUAUGUGUAAAUUUUACCGGCUUGAGCACCCUUAUUAUUAAUUUAAUUUUAAACAUAUUUUAUAUGACUUAUUAAGUUGAUUUUAUAAUGUUUUAAAUAGAAAAAAUGUUAUCAUUAAACUAUGGAUAGGUUUGUAGCUUUACAUAAUGUUGACUUCAUUGUAACCUAUUGUACCAAAUACCUGUUAGUUAUUACUUAAAUCGCCCAAAUAAAUCAGUUGUAUGUAAGAUACUAAAAUGUAAAGAGUAUUAAGCAAAACUAAUGUCACUAUUAUAUUGUUCAUGCGAAAAGUAUGUUUAAAUUAAACUGUUUCACUAGAUAUGACUUUAUAUGUGUAUUUUUGUAAUAAAAUUAUGUUUAAAAAAAUAUA
Molecule: messenger RNA, 5258 nt
Organism: Acyrthosiphon pisum (pea aphid)
Lineage: Eukaryota; Metazoa; Arthropoda; Insecta; Hemiptera; Aphididae
Product: guanine nucleotide exchange factor DBS
Exons: 19
Coding region: 140-3145 (1001 amino acids)
Cellular component (GO): cytoplasm
Molecular function (GO): protein binding; guanyl-nucleotide exchange factor activity
Source: RefSeq, a predicted model, not a curated record